AUGGUGCGCUCUUGGCUCUUCGCCUUGUAUCUGGGCGUGUGGCUCAGUAGCACACAGGCCGAGGGCUUUGCUUCCUGCGUUCAAAAUGGCGGCGAAUGGCUCGAGCUCGAGAAUGGACAACGCAUGUGCUUGUGCCCGCCCGACAAUGCCUGUCGAGUUCGGCAUACGGGUCGCUCCAGUCCGGCCUGCGGUCAUCAGAUCCUGUUCGUAAAAAGCAGGCUUCGUGAUCGAGUUCCAGCCGACUGUGAGAACUGUGUUUGCCGACAAGUCCCCAUUGUCUUGCCACGCUUCAUCAUGGCCUCGAUUCCUCGCAGCGGCAACACAUGGUCCCGGGACAUGGUCGAGCUCAUCACCAGACGCGCCUCUCAUUCAGAUGACUUUGUUAUUGCAAAGACCCACAGUCCCUUCAUCUAUGUGCGAAAGGGGCAUCAACGCGAACUCACCAAUUUCAGUGAUGUGGGCAUUGGUAAUUUUCACAUCCUGCCCACUCGCAACCCGCUCGACAACCACGACGCCUGGCUGCGCUGGCUGGACAAGGAGGGGCAUAGCCCGCAGAUCGUCAAUUGGCCCCUGGAUCGCUUUAUCGAUCACUGGAUCAACUUUCACGUCACUUGGCAUAACACGCUGCCAUUGGCCAACAUUCCGAAAUUUGUGUAUCGUUUCGAGGAUCUGAGCUCGUUUGAUAUGCGUGCGCGAAUUUUCCAUCGCCUGGCCAAUGUUCUGCCCUACGGCCCCCGUGAAGCUGGGGACGAGGUGAUCCGUGACAUGGCGGGGAUUAAGCAGGUGCUUCAGGACCGUCGAGUGGCGACGCUAACCACAAACAACCACGCCAACUACGACGUCCUUUGGAAUGGCUACAAGCGCUACUCUGCAGCUAACAUCACCUACGUCCUCGAGCGCACUCGCCCGGCGCUCACACACGGUAGCCGGGCGAGCGCGGAACAACCCAGCAAUGAGCGGCUUGAGUUUCUCGGAGACCGUGUUCUCAACCUCGCCGCUGCCGAGCACCUGUACCAUGCCUUCCCAAAAGAAGGUGAAGGCGUACUGACGAAGAAAUUAAGCGCAAUGGUCAAUGCCCAGGCUCUCCACGGCAUGGCCAAACGCCUCAAGCUCGACCAACAUAUUCAGGUGAUUGAAGGAGUGGACCUUUCCGAACGGACCCGCGUACUCGGCGAUGCCGUGGAAGCACUCUUGGGCGCCAUAUUGCUUGACGGUGGCUGGCCGGCAGCUCUGGCUGUGACUCACCACCUCUGGUCCAUCUCACAUACCCCCACCCGAACCAACUUCAAGGAAGCGCUUCAGAUUUUGGCUCAAAAAUUCGAGCCACAUGAGCUCCCUAUCUACACACCACGCGGUUGUGACGAGAGCGAGAGCGUUCGAACGUGGCACGUCAGAGUCGAAGCCAAUCUGCCCAGCUCCUGGUGGGGCCCCAUCCAACUCAUGGGGCAUGGCCAGGGGACAAGCAUCAAGGCUGCAGAACAAGCCGCUGCUAUUUCUGUGCUUAAACAGCUGAACAUCGACUCAGAACCCAAUGAGGCCUUGGCUGCACUGCAGCGCAGGACCGUGCAGCCCUCCACUGAGGGCGUCUAUACGACUCGUGCCGAAGCAUCCAAUAAGGAAGCGAGCUUCUUUUCCACGGCUCGAGUUGCAUGCAAGAGGGAGGUCACGCUACGAAAGUGGCAGGCCGACGGAUCUGGCCCCUCGAUUCGCAAGGCAGAGCAAGCGGCAGCCCAGGCCCUGCUGCAUGCAAUUCAAGAUGCACUGCCAGAAGUUACUGACCUGGAGAUGAUGUUGGCACCGCCGACUUCGUGA
Messenger RNA from Monosiga brevicollis MX1, 1812 nucleotides. RefSeq lists its product as uncharacterized. Gene Ontology annotation, molecular function: double-stranded RNA binding; ribonuclease III activity. Gene Ontology annotation, cellular component: nucleus. Lineage: Eukaryota; Choanoflagellata; Craspedida; Salpingoecidae. Bases 1 to 1812 code for a protein of 603 amino acids. The record is from RefSeq and is a predicted model, not a curated record. Gene Ontology annotation, biological process: regulation of gene expression; rRNA processing; primary miRNA processing. The transcript is spliced from 7 exons.